UCUGAAUAUCCCAAGUACAUAACAGAAACACAAACAAAAAUCAAACUGCCCCAAACACCUGAGGAUCAUGACAGCAUGGACUGGUACUUGUAAGGAGGUCUAGCAUUUGCACGACAAAAAAGAAACUCGAGUGUAUAACCUGUUUCUAAGAGAGGGAAAAAAAUGCACCGCGACCUGAGAAGAGUUUGAAAAUGGCUUUCCCAAAGAUGACUGGGUUUGUCCUGGUGACCCUUCUGCUGUACAGUGGUUGUCAGUCACAACCGUUUGAAUGUGGCCGUCUGACGGCCAGCUCUCGAAUUAUUGGGGGUUUAGAUGCAAAUCUUGGGAGGUGGCCGUGGCAGGCAAGUUUGCAUCAGAAUGGUUUCUCUUUCUGUGGAGGAACGCUGAUCAACAAUCAAUGGGUCCUGACCGCUGCACACUGUGUAACAUGGUAUGAUCUUUUCAUCACAGAAGUCCAACUGGGUAUUGUAGAACUGGAUGUUACCAGCCCCCAUCGGCUGAAUGUAAAACUUGCUCAAAUCAUCUGCCAUCCUGAGUACGACUCUAGGACAUUUAACAAUGACAUUUGUCUUCUGAGGCUUUCGAAACCUGUCCAGUUCACCAAGUACAUCCAACCAAUCUGCUUACCUUCUGAAACCAGUAAUUUCUAUGACGGGGAUAAGGCCUGGGUUACUGGUUUUGGUGUGACUGGUAAGAAACGCACAACUGCAACCGGAAUAUCAUCCAGCAAGUUGAAGGAGGUAGAUGUACCAAUUGUUGGAAGAAAGAGGUGUUCAUGCUACUAUAAAAAGUCUACCUUAAUCACAGACAACAUGAUAUGUGCUGGAUAUUUUAGUGGAGGAAAGGACUCAUGUCAGGGAGACUCAGGGGGCCCACUAAUGAUAAAAAAGGGCCGCAACUGGGUCCAGGCUGGGAUUGUGAGCAUGGGUGAAGGCUGUGCCCUUCCACUGACACCUGGAAUCUACACUCGAGUGUCCAACUAUGAGAGUUGGAUCAAAGACAUGGUCACUGGCGCGAAACCGAGCUUCUUCACCUUAACUCCCUCUGGCAGUGACAAGGAUUCAAGUUACUUCUGUAACCUCGAAGGGUCGGUUGACGAGAAAGCUCUUGCUGGUGGUGAAAACCUGAGUCCUUUCAAUCACUCAAUGGCGUUCUCCAUCCUUGCAACAUUUCUCCAUGUAUUUUUUGGCAAAGAAUACAUUUAAAUAUACAGUGACUUCCUGAGUGCUCAAA
This is a messenger RNA of Poecilia reticulata (guppy), 1233 nucleotides long. RefSeq names its product serine protease 33-like. Gene Ontology annotation, biological process: proteolysis. Gene Ontology annotation, molecular function: serine-type endopeptidase activity. NCBI's taxonomy places the organism in Eukaryota, Metazoa, Chordata, Actinopteri, Cyprinodontiformes, Poeciliidae. The record is from RefSeq and is a predicted model, not a curated record.